Durusdinium trenchii is the source of this 424-nucleotide messenger RNA. The record is from the annotation of a GenBank genome assembly. NCBI's taxonomy places the organism in Eukaryota, Dinophyceae, Suessiales, Symbiodiniaceae.
AGCCCUUCCCCGGCUCGGACGUUUGACUUGUUUCGUGAGUCUUGGUCUUCUUUGUCUUCUGAGCCAUGGCUGGUCUCUUGCGUCGUGCCGCAAGGUGCCAGGCCGCACUGCCCCUCCGCGGCAGCGUGGCGAAGGGUCCCAUCAAGCCCAUCGGCCCCAACUUCCCGAUCGCCUCUGAGAAGGCGAUGGGACCCAACGGCUGGAUGAGGGGAACCUACCACUUCUGGAGCUUGUCCAAGCCCUUCAGGGGAUCCGUAUACCAAACUCCCUGGGUCGCGGGUGGCAUCCACAACCCAACCAUCGAUCCGGUCAUUCACUUCAACACCCAGGACCGAUUCCAAACAAUGACCGCCUGGGAGUUCAUCAAGUGCUUCCUCUACAACAUGCUCACAGCACGUGUUUGGUUAGUCAUGGUCGCUGCCAG